This is a messenger RNA of Oncorhynchus tshawytscha (Chinook salmon), 735 nucleotides long. Its product is annotated as proline-rich protein HaeIII subfamily 1-like. The coding region runs from base 1 to 735 and encodes 244 amino acids. Lineage: Eukaryota; Metazoa; Chordata; Actinopteri; Salmoniformes; Salmonidae. The transcript has a single exon. The record is from RefSeq and is a predicted model, not a curated record.
AUGAAACGCCUCCUCCAACCGCCUCCUCCAACCGCCCCCUCCAACCGCCCCUCCAACCGCCCCCUCCAACCGCCCCUCCAACCACCUCCUCCAACCACCUCCUCCAACCAACUCCUCCAACCCCUCCUCCAACCGCCUCCUCCAACCGCCUCCUCCAACCGCCCCCUCCAACCGCCCCCUCCAACCGCCCCCUCCAACCGCCCCCUCCAACCGCCCCCUCCAACCGCCUCCUCCAACCGCCCCCUCCAACCACCUCCUCCAACCACCUCCUCCAACCCCCUCCUCCAACCGCCUCCUCCAACCGCCUCCUCCAACCGCCUCCUACAACCGCCUCCUCCAACCGCCUCCUCCAACCGCCUCCUCCAACCACCUCCUCCAACCACCUCCUCCAACCAACUCCUCCAACCCCUCCUCCAACCGCCUCCUCCAACCGCCUCCUCCAACCGCCCCCUCCAACCGCCCCCUCCAACCGCCCCCUCCAACCGCCUCCUCCAACCGCCCCCUCCAACCGCCCCCUCCAACCGCCCCUCCAACCGCCUCCUCCAACCGCCCCCUCCAACCACCUCCUCCAACCACCUCCUCCAACCCCUCCUCCAACCGCCUCCUCCAACCGCCUCCUCCAACCGCCUCCUACAACCGCCUCCUCCAACCGCCUCCUCCAAGCACCUCCUCCAACCACCUCCUCCAACCACCCCCUCCAACCGCCCCUGCCAUGCUUUAGCCGUUACUCCCUAA